AAGAAGAAACGUUCAUGUGCUAGAUGGACGGAAGAAGAAAACAAAAAGUUAAUUGAAGCAUAUAUUAAGUAUGAAGGCAAGAAUUGGAGUGCCAUUGCAAAGACUGUUGGAAACAAAACCAGCGACCAGUGUAACCAACAUUGGUGGAGAGUUUUGAAUCCUGAAAUUUGUAAGCAACCUUGGGGUAACGAUGAGGAUCAAUUACUCUAUGACCGUGUUCAAGAAUUUGGUGAAAGCUCAUGGAAGAAGGUUUCUCAAGGUUUAAGAGGAAGAACAGAUCUUCAAUGUAGACACAGAUGG
Naegleria gruberi is the source of this 300-nucleotide messenger RNA. RefSeq lists its product as uncharacterized. The transcript has a single exon. NCBI's taxonomy places the organism in Eukaryota, Heterolobosea, Eutetramitea, Acrasida, Naegleriidae. The annotation marks the transcript as partial. The record is from RefSeq and is a predicted model, not a curated record.